This is a messenger RNA of Hydra vulgaris (swiftwater hydra), 2364 nucleotides long. RefSeq lists its product as uncharacterized. NCBI's taxonomy places the organism in Eukaryota, Metazoa, Cnidaria, Hydrozoa, Anthoathecata, Hydridae. The record is from RefSeq and is a predicted model, not a curated record.
AUGCAGUUUGCAUGUUACCGACUACCUGAAAUAAACGUUUUUUUGUUUUCUUUAACAUCUUAUAUUUUAAAUAAUGUUAUUAACAACAUCUUAUAUUUUAAAUAAUGUUAUUAACAAUGAUUUAUCGAUUCAAUACGCAAAGCACGGUUGCUUAAACUCACCUAAAAAGCGACAAGUUAUUGUACGCAAGUGCAGUUAGGUUAAAAUUUUUUUUAGAGUUUUUAAAUGGCACGGACCUUCGCUACAAAGUUAGUUUUUAGAUGAAUACUAAUUUUUCUUAACUCGUGGCGUUUUUUAUGAUUUAUAGAUGGAGACUCACAAUAAGAAUUUGAUUCUUCUUUGCAGGGUUUGUGGUUAUUUAGUUGGGAAAAAAAAGUAUCCUAUUGGAACAAACCAGAGAAAUAAAAUUGAAAAGGUGUUUCAUGUCUUGCUAUCAGAUGAGAUAAAGAAUGUUCAUCCAUCUAACAUUUGUCACAAAUGUUAUGAUACAAUAAACAAUGUCAUCGACAAUACUUCUUUUAAAUAUGAACUGGAAACCUCAUUCUGAUGAAUGCUAUUGUUGCCAACAGGCAGAAAAACUCAGUAAAGCCUUUACUAAAAGUGAAAAACUCAGUAAAGCCUUUACUAAAGGUGUAAAUUUUACUAAAUCAAGAAAAAUGAAUAAAAGACUUAUUGGUCGCCCUGUUCACCAGGCUGGUGUUUGUGAAAAAGUUUGGUUGUUUUCAAUGAUUGCUGACGUUAAAAAAAACAUUGUUGUAGUACACGACUCUAAAAAAGCUAAAAAAAAGGAGUUUAAUCCACAUUAACAGCUUUGUCAGUGUAAUUUAUGUGGUAAAAUACCAAAACAACCAGUAACUUUAAAAAAAUGCGAACACUUAUUUUGUUUUUUUUGUUUAGUAGAAGAUAUAAAGAUAAACCUUCUGAAGGAAACAUUAUGUCCAAAAUGUAAAGUGUUUAUUUUACCUGAAGAUUUAGUAACCAGUGUUAAAACAAACUAUAUAUGUAAAAAUAUGUAAAAAAAAUAUCUAAAAAAAAGUUCAAUGUAUUAAAAGAAUACAACUUAUACACUAAUCAUAAGAGUUUCUGCAUUGCUAAAUCAUUAACAAUAGCACAAUCAACCCCAAUGAUAUCAUCAUCAUUAUUAUCUUCAUUUGCUGAUAAUUCGGCUUCAUCGUCAACUUUUAAAGUAGCAUCACUGCCAUCAUCAUUGACAUCAUCAUCAUUGUAUUUAUUUAACAGCAACAUUUCUGAUAUUUUCAAUCUAACUGCAGGUAAUGAUAUUCCUAGAAUAGUUGAAGAUGCUGCACUACAUAUUCUUAAGCAAAAGAUGGCUAAAGAUGGUGGAAAAGUAGUUGAUUUCAAAAGUGGAGGAUCUAGACCAGUUGUGUUUUUUGAAAUUCUUCAAUUAAAAAACACAUGGAGGUUAUGUCUGGUACAUCAAAUGAUGCAAUAUGCUGCCAAUCAUCAAAGCUGAUAAAAUCAUUUCAAACAGAGACAAAGGGUUUGAUAUUGGAUAAUUUAUAUACUGAAGCAGUAGUAAUUACUGCAAAUAACAUGGUAGCAAUGAAAGCAGAUUUGUGCAUACCUUGGGAAAAGCUUAAAACAAUAUCAAAGUGGCUGAAGAGCUCUAAUAUAAAUACAGCAUCAUAUUCUUCACAAAGAUUAGUUGCUGAAAAAUUAUCUGGUGAUGACUUAAUUGUAGAAAAUGCACCAUUUACUUUUGAAAAAGAAGAGAAAGGAACAUAUGAAAUAAAAUACGUAUCUUGGGGCUAUAUUGAAAAUUUACCAAUGCAUAUAUUAAGACAUCUUGAUCAAUUAGAAAGGGAUAACAGUAUUAGAGUAUUUGUUUUUGGAGACCAUGAGUUUUUAUGUGCACUCUGCGGAAUUUCAGGAGCUACAGGGAGGCAUUGUUGUCUUUUCUGUUAUGCGACAGCAAGUGAAAUGAAAUGUGGUAAACAUGAAAAUCCUGAAAUAAAAGAUCGUACCUUGGAAGAUUUAUUUUCUGAUCAUAAAAAAUUUAUAGAAAGUGGAGGCUUAAAGAAAAAUGUUAAGAAUUUUUGACAAUGUUAUUGAAAAACCAAUUUUGAAAAUACCCCUUGAUCAAGUAUCUUUACCUAGUCUCCACAUGGCUCUUGGUAUUUAUUUAAAUUUUUUUAAUUUGUUUGAAGAAGAAGUGCAUUAGCUGGAUAUUUUAAUUGCUGCAGAAACAUUAAAAAGCAACAUUAAUUUUUCAGAAGAAUAUACAGUUUUUGUAUCAAAACAAAAACAGCUGUUAAAUCUACAAGCUGAAAUUCUUAAACUUGACGAUCAAAUCCAUUUAAUCAAUGAUGUUGUUUUGUUAGCAGCUGUUAACAAUUCUGAUAC